UUGCAAUCUCUUCUUUGGAACCUUAUUUGCAUUGUUUACUAACUUCAUAUUGUACACUCUACCACCAUAAUAAUAAACAGUGGCCGGCUUGACCGGCUUUUCAUGAAGGAAGUGAUGGUAUUUUUGUUGCGUCAAAUGUUAUAACUUGUUGAUUAACUGUCAAAGUCAUCUCACCUUUUCGUUUGUUUGUUAUGAGGUAUGAGGUAAUAAUGUGUUGAGUGUUGUUAUCUUCAGCUUAUCAUUCACAAUAAAUAGCAAUCAUGUUUUACUCAGCCUCUGAUUAGUAAAAGCUUUCAACUUAGUAGCAAUUCACUAAAAGAGUAACGAACAAUAAUUGACUGCAUUACGCGGAAGAAAUUAGGUUUUUGAGUGUUUCUGGUGAUUCUAGUGGAAAAUCACAACAUUUAGCCACUUCCGACUUCACAGACCAAUCGAUUCUAUAAUAUUUUACCACUUGACAACAGUGAUAGCUGCAGUGAAAGUUUAGAAACUCAAAACUUGCGAUGGACACAAAUAUGCCACCGGUGAAACCAUUUCCAGACCAUCCAGAUCCGAAGGAGUAUCUCCAUUUGUCGGAAUGGGAGAAAAUGUUAAAUGGAUUUCCAUACCGGCCCUUUCACAGCAGCUUUCAGGAGCCGAGACUACGUUGCAGAGAACUAGUUCAAAAGUACAAUCGAACAUCGUACAACGAUGAGAAAACGCGACGUUCCAUUUUGGACGAUUUGUUCCAUCCCUCGUGCAAGGCCAACAAAUCCAUGUACAUUGAGCCGAAUUUCCGGUGCGAUUACGGAGCAAAUAUCAAGGUUGGUGACUAUUUUUAUGCGAACUUUGAUUGUGUCAUACUGGACUGUGCUCUCGUUGAAUUUGGAAGUAACUGUAUGCUGGCACCCGGCGUUCAUGUUUACGCUGCUACACAUCCUUUGAAUGCAGCCUACAGACAAUUGACGGAUAUGCCAAAUUAUUAUGAAUUGGCAGCCCCAGUCAAAAUUGGGAACAACUGUUGGCUAGGCGGUGGUUGCAUUAUCAAUCCUGGGGUCACUCUCGGAAACAACGUUAUUGUUGGAGCUGGUGCUGUGGUCACAAAAUCAUUUCCCGACAAUGUUGUUAUCGGUGGAAAUCCGGCUAAAAUAAUUCGACAUAUGCCCGAACCAUCACCGGACUCCGAACCGUUUUGGAAGAAUAUGGAUGGAAUCAGUGGAAAUCUGAUGGACUUGGAAUGAUUUCGUCGGUCCAUUCAAAAACGUUUUUGUUAUUUUUCGGUGUAAAUCUUCUGUUGAGAUUGAUUCCGUUUCAAUAAAUUUAUUUUCAACGGACGUGACGUUGAAACUAUUUACAGUU
Messenger RNA from Bradysia coprophila, 1338 nucleotides. Its product is annotated as maltose O-acetyltransferase-like. Gene Ontology annotation, molecular function: acetyltransferase activity. Gene Ontology annotation, cellular component: cytosol. Lineage: Eukaryota; Metazoa; Arthropoda; Insecta; Diptera; Sciaridae. The record is from RefSeq and is a predicted model, not a curated record.